Molecule: messenger RNA, 7038 nt
Organism: Pleuronectes platessa (European plaice)
Lineage: Eukaryota; Metazoa; Chordata; Actinopteri; Pleuronectiformes; Pleuronectidae
Gene: lamb2
Product: laminin, beta 2 (laminin S)
Exons: 35
Coding region: 179-5533 (1784 amino acids)
Biological process (GO): basement membrane assembly; cell migration; substrate adhesion-dependent cell spreading
Cellular component (GO): laminin trimer
Molecular function (GO): extracellular matrix structural constituent
Source: RefSeq, a predicted model, not a curated record
GGACUGUUCUCCGGGUAAACACGCUGCUCAGCUCCGCUGCCUCAGUGUCCGUUAGCUCCGCAGCAAGUGGAGCAGGAGGGAGAGAAACACCGUCUGAUACCGAGCACAGAGCGGACAUCUGGACCAGCAAGAGCCGAAGAGGUUGCCUCCAGCCCCACUGGUCUGUGUGCGCUCAGAGAUGCGGGCCUCGCUGUUGACGCUGCUCUGCGUUGUGGCUGCUGCCGCUGCCCAGGUGCCUGACUACGCCCACGGCUGCGCUCAUGGCAGCUGCUACCCGGCAACAGGGGACUUGCUGGUCGGAAGAGAGAAGAAUCUGAAGGCCUCAUCUUCAUGUGGGAUGAGGAGAAAAGAGCAGUACUGUAUCGUCAGUCAUCUUCAGGAUGAGAAGAAGUGUUUCGACUGUGACUCUAGACGGCCAUAUGACCCUGUCUACAACACGAUCAAUCACCGGAUAGACAACGUUAUCACCGCCUUCAAACCUCACCGCAAGAAGUCCUGGUGGCAAUCUGAGAAUGGAAAGUCUGAUGUCUUUAUCCAAUUGGAUCUGGAAGCAGAGUUUCAUUUCACUCACUUGAUCAUGACCUACAAGACCUUCCGUCCAGCGGCCAUGCUGAUCGAACGCUCGGCAGAUUUCGGUCGCACCUGGCAGGUCUACCGCUACUUCGCCCACGACUGCGCCGCUGCCUUCCCAGGAAUCUCCCAGGGCCCUUUGCGUAACAUUAAUGAUAUCAUCUGUGAGUCGCGUUAUUCUGACAUUGAGCCAUCAACAGAGGGAGAGGUCAUCUACAGAGUGUUGGAGCCAGCCAUCAGGAUUGAAGAUCCAUACAGCCCGGACAUCCAGAACCAGCUGAAGAUCACCAACCUGAGAGUGAACUUCACCAAACUUCACACACUAGGAGACAACCUGCUGGACCCAAGAGCAGAAAUAAAGGAGAAGUAUUACUACGCCAUAUAUGAGCUUGUCGUACGAGGAAACUGCUUUUGCUACGGCCACGCCUCGGAGUGCGCCCCCAUCAACGGCAUCAGGGAUGAUAUAGAAGGAAUGGUUCACGGCAGGUGUGUGUGUAACCAUAACACCAAGGGUUUGAACUGUGAGCUUUGUGAUGACUUCCACAAUGACCUGCCCUGGAAACCAGCUGAAGGUCGCAACACCAACGCCUGCAAGAAGUGUAACUGUAACGGCCACUCCACCACGUGCCACUUUGACAUGGCGGUGUAUUUGGCCACGGGCAACACCAGUGGAGGAGUGUGUGACGACUGUCAGCACAACACCAUGGGACGUAACUGUGAGAUGUGCAAACCGUUCUACUACAAAGACCCAAUCAAGGAUAUGAGGGACCCCCGCGUUUGCGUAGCGUGUGACUGCGACCCGGAUGGAUCUCAGAAUGGGGGGAUGUGUGACAGCCACACAGACCCUUCCCUCGGCAUGGUGGGAGGUCAGUGCCGCUGCAAGGCCAACGUCGAGGGGCCGCGUUGUGACAAGUGUAAAACCGGCUUCUUUGGCCUAAGCGCCGAAAACCCUCAGGGCUGUCAACCUUGCUGGUGCGACAACAGAGGAACCGUGUCAGGAAGCUCCCAGUGUGACCCCAUCAGUGGAGACUGCUUCUGCAAGCGACUGGUCACUGGACGCAGCUGUGACCAGUGUCUGUCCGAACACUGGGCACUGAGCCACGACCUGAACGGCUGCAGAGGUUGCGAGUGCGACAUCGGAGGAGCGCUGGACAACCACUGCUCCAUGGAGAGCGGUCAGUGUCGCUGCCGCGCUCACAUGAUGGGACGCGAGUGUACGCAGGUGGAGUCCGGAUAUUUCUUCAUGGCUGUGGAUCACUUCCUGUAUGAGGCAGAGUUGGCCAAAAUGGGACAGGGCUGUAUGCUGGAGACUAAGGAGCACCAGCCAGGUCGACCUGCCACCUGGACGGGAAUGGGGUUCGCCCGGGUUCCUGAGGGCGGCACCCUGGAGUUCCUCAUCACUAACAUUCCCUACUCCAUGGAAUAUGACCUGCUCAUUCGCUAUGAGUCUCAGAUGCCACGGGACUGGGAGGAGGUGCGGAUAACGGUGAUCCGUCCAGGGCCGAUUCCUACCAGUAGCCCGUGUGGAAACACCAUCCCAGAUGAUGACAAGCUCACAGUCUCCCUGCACGCUGGAGCCAGGUUUAUGGUCCCUCCUCAGCCUGUGUGUCUGGAGAAGGGUGUGACAUACACCCUCCGCUUUGAGUUCCGCCGCUAUCAUGAUGCCAACAGUAUCCUCACCGGAGCCGACGCCGUCAUCCUUGUGGACUCGAUCUCCUUGAUGCCACGCCACUUCUCCAUGGAGAUGUUCAACGCAGGGGAUUCAGCCUCGAACAUCAGGAAGCAGACCUAUGAGCGGUACCGCUGCCACGAGGUGGCGAAGAGUGUGACCCGUCCGCUGAUGAGUGACACCUGUGCCAAGCUCAUCACCAGCAUGUCGGCCAUCGUAAAUGACGGCGCUCUGCCUUGUAAUUGCGACCUCCAGGGCUCCGUCAGCUCUUUGUGUGAUGUCCGCGGGGGCCAGUGCCGCUGCAGGCCCAAUGUGAUUGGUCGACGUUGUGACCAGUGUGCGCCUGGAACUUACGGCUUCGGACCCUCAGGCUGCAUAGCCUGCGGGUGCAGCUUGGAAGGCUCUCUCAGUCGCCUCUGUGACAAGUUCACCGGUCAGUGCCAGUGCCGCCCAGGGGCGUUUGGUCAGCAUUGUGACGGGUGCCAGGCAGGUCACUGGGGCUUCCCCAACUGCCGACCAUGCCAGUGUAACGGACACGCAGACAAGUGUGACCAGAGAACUGGAGCCUGCAUCAAAUGCAAGGACAACACUGGAGGAGACAAGUGUGAAAGGUGUGCCAAUGGUUACUACGGUAACCCAGUUCUGGGCAUACCAUUUAGUGGCCAGUGUCGUCCGUGCCCCUGUCCAGACGGUCCCAACAGCGGACGCCACUUUGCUGCCUCUUGUUACCAGGACAACCGUAACAGGCAAAUUAUCUGCAACUGUAACCAGGGUUACACAGGUGAUCGAUGUGAUGAAUGUGCCCCGGGAUAUUUUGGCAACCCCUCGCAACCUGGGGGGCACUGCCGGCCGUGCCAGUGCCACAACAACAUAGACAUGUCGGACAUGGAUGCGUGUGACAGGCAAACCGGAGAGUGCAGGAAAUGCCUCUACAACACUGAGGGCCCGAGCUGUGGCAUCUGCAAGAGCGGCUAUUUCGGAGAUGCUUCACGACGCAACUGCAGGAAGUGCACUUGUAACUUCCUGGGUACUGAUAGCAGCCAGUGUAUGGAGCGGGGAGACUGUGUGUGCCAGCGCUCCACAGGCCAGUGCCAGUGUCUGCAAAACGUCAUAGGUCUGACAUGUGACCACUGUGCCCCCAACCACUGGAACCUGGCCAGCGGGAAAGCCUGUGAGACCUGCGGCUGUGACCCCAACAACUCUGUAACCUCCUCCUGUAAUGAGUUUACUGGUCAGUGUCAAUGUCGUGAUGGCUUUGGAGGGAAGACGUGCACAGACUGUCAGGAGAACUACUGGGGAGACCCCAGGACGCAGUGCAGAGGAUGUGACUGUGACUGGCGGGGUAUCGAGACCUCUCAGUGUAACCGCGUGACUGGACACUGCGUUUGCCAGCAGGGGGUGUCAGGUGUGCGCUGUGAUCAGUGUGCGAGAGGCUUCUCUGGCCAGUUCCCCAACUGUCAGCCCUGCCACCAGUGCUUCGGGGAUUGGGAUCGCAUUGUUCAGGACCUGGCAGUGCGCACCAAGGCUCUGGCAGAGCGUGCCCAUGAGAUUCAGACCACUGGGCUCACUGGCGCCUAUGAGAAGGCCUUCAGAGACCUGGAGGAGAAACUGGCAAAGGCUCAGGGAAUCGUUAAUGCACGCAAUGCCACCGCUGCAGCUGUAGCUACCCUAAUGGAGCUUAUCGAAGAUCUAAGGGCACAGAUCGGUGAGACCACGGACACCCUGAACCGUCUGGAAGGAGACCUAACCAUCGUACAGGACAGCAACUCUGAGGCAAGCAAGGAGCUGAGCGCUCUGGAGCGAGAGGCCAAAGAACUAAACCUCACUUCUGAGCAGCUACACCAUCAGCUGGACGUCCUGAAAAACUCUAACUUCCUAGGUGCAUACGACAGCAUCCGUAGCUCCUACAACAAGUCUCGUGAUGCUGAGAGGCGUGCCAACGCGUCGACAACCACCAGGCCCAGCACAGUCAGCCAAUCUGCAGACACCCGCCGCCGCACCGAGCGCCUUAUCACCGCCAAGAAGGACGACUUCAACCGUAAAAAUGCAGCUAACAAGCGUGCGCUGGGAGAACUCAGCACCAGAGCACAGGGUUUGGACAUAAAGAAGAUCAACGAAAAGGUGUGUGGUGCCCCGGGUGAUGCUCCCUGUGGGGAAAGCCCAUGUGGGGGUGCAGGUUGCCGUGACGAUGAGGGAAACCGUCACUGUGGAGGCCUGAACUGUAACGGGGCUGUGUCGGUAGCUGACAAUGCUUUGGAGAGAGCCAAACACGCGGAGAAGGAGCUGAACAAAGCUAUGGGAGAGGUGGAGGGACUCUUCACCAAGGUGGCAGAGGCCAAGACCAAAGCAGAAGAGGCCAAGGGUAAAGCCCAAGCAGCUCUGGACAAAGCCACAGCCACAAAAAACAAAGUGGAGCGCUCCAACAAUGACCUGAGAGACCUCAUCAAACAGAUCAGAGACUUCCUCACUCAGGAGGGAGCUGAUCCAGACAGUAUUGAGGCAGUGGCAAACCAUGUUUUGGAGCUCUCCAUCCCAGCUUCACCCCUCCAGAUCAGACAUCUUGCUGAUGAAAUUAAGGAUCGGGUUCGCAGCCUCUCAAAUGUGGAUGCCAUCCUGGCGCAGACACAGAGCGAUGUCCGCAAGGCAGAACAACUGCUGCUGGAUGCCAAGAGGGCAAGGCAUCAUUCUGAGGAAGUAAAGACGACAGCAGAGACAGUAAAACAGGCCUUGGUGGAUGCUAAGACUACCCAGACCUCAGCAGAGAAAGCCAUAGCAAGAGCCAAAGCUGACAUUGACAUGACUGAGACCCGACUGGCACAGAUCGAGUCAGAGACGUCCAAUGGUGAGAAGGACCUGAAUGAUGCCAUGGAGCGCCUGGGCACACUGGGACAGGAGAUCAAUGCCCUGAAGACCAAACGUGCCAACAACAGCAUGGCAGCGGCCCGAGCUGAAGAGACAGCCACCAUGGCACGAGACAAAGCAAAUGAAGCCAAGCAGAUUCUAGAUGGCCAGCUGACAGACAAAUACCACGAGGUGCAGCAGCGGGUUGACAGCAAGGCCAAGGCCGUGCAGGACGCAAAGAAAAGAGCUGAGGGUCUCAGAGACGACGCAAAGGAACUACUGAAGGAUGCCCAGAACAAGCUGCAGAGACUAGCAGAGCUAGAAAAGAACUAUGAGGAGAACCAGAGGAGGCUGGAGGGGAAAGCUCGUCAGUUGGACGGCUUGGAGGACAAGAUGAAAGCCAUCCUCAAUGACAUCAACAAACAGAUCCAGAUCUACAACACGUGUCAGUAACUGACUUCUCUGUGCUGUGUGAAAACGGGUCCAGCAACCUGUCAUUUAGCUAUUUCCUUCAGAUACAGUUAGCUGUCAACGGACUUUGAGGAAAUGAAUUAAAGAAGGCUGGGGUUGUUUAGUACUCUGCAAGUGAAUCUGAAUAUUUAAAAUACUGUCUUGUAUUAAAAAACAUUGCCAAAAAUGUUGAUAUAUGAACAUACUCAUGACUGAACACUUAAAUGUUGUCUUGAGGCCACACAUUUUAUUUGCAUGAAUAUUUAACUUUUUGAAAAGAAUGGUUUGCGAACAAGCUGUUUGAAUGUUUAUUGUUUGUUUUUGUAACUUAGAGUGACAGCUGCAUAAUCAGCAGAUCAUCCUGUUUUCUCCAACUUUUUAUAUGAACUCUGUUACUACUGGAAGUAUAUUCUGAGCUGUGCUCAUCACAAGAAGACUUCAUUUAAAUUGUACAGAAUAAACCUCGGAACAGAGACAAACAGUAGGCUCGAGGAAAUGGCCCCUUGUCCCUGUGAAAUUUAGGUGCUAUAUGUACAUUUUUUAUAUUGCUACAUAACCAAUGUUAGCAUUAACAACUGUGUACCAAGCAGUCCACAAAUGUUGCAAGUUCAACAUGGAAUCACUCGCUUCUGCUACAGUCAGUAUGCUAAUCCGCUAGCACCACCCUGUCCUAUCAGUGGCAAACAAAACGUACAUGCAGCCCUGUUAAGGACAUGCCUUUCCAGUAAGGAUAAAGAGAAGAACAGGGUUGUUGCGUUUAUGUAGAUUUUUAAUUUAGAGUUUUCAAUUAAAAGUCACACCUGAAAUGGUGCUAUUUUUUUCCAUUACAUCUGCCUUUUUACAAAUACUAACAAGUAAACAAAUGGUAUGAUAUGACCAUUGUAUUUAAAAAAUAAACGAACUGUCGGACUUGCUAACCCAACUGCAGCAGGAGGAUUCUGGGAAUGCAGUGUCAGAAUUGAUUAAUAAAUAAGACCUAGGUUUCAGUGGAAUGGGAUGUGUUCCGAAGUGGUCAAUGUCACAUUUAGGUUUGAUUUGGCUUUCUUUGAUUUAGCUUAUGCUAAGCUAAGCCUAGCUAUACGAAGAAAAUAGUUAAAAUCAGCGCCUAUAGAAAUCAUUGAUGAACAUGUUCCAUCAAGUCACCACCAGGAUUCAUUUUUCAAUGUUAAACCCAUGAUGCACAUAUUGUCAAUGUUUAUCAAAUAUGCUGUAAUGGGAUUUUUUCUAUACAGUCUAUGGAUGAAAUAUGUACAAGCUGCAGAACAUGUUGCCUCACUGAAGUGACAUUGAAUUCUACAGUACAAACACUGUUUUAUAGUGCUGUGCCGAUAUACUUGCAUACUGAUUGCAUGACAGUGUGUGUUUCAGGAAACAUAAAUCAGAAAAAGAAUUGUACACAUAUUUCCCCCAGCCUGUGUAUCAGCUGGUAUUUUGAUAUAUAAUUGCCAGAGCAAAAAUACCAAAAGAUGCUUGUGUAAAUUUUUGUCAAUAAAGUUUAAGUAACUUAA